AUGUCGGCCGAAGAAAGACUGAAAAAGUUAGAACGCCUGUAUGUUGGAGGUGUAACAAACAGUGAUGGAAAUGCCUUAAGCGUUGAGACCUUAUUGGAUGUGCUUAUUGUUCUGUAUGAUGAGUGCUCAAAUUCAACACUACGCAGGGAGAAAAACAUAUCAGACUUUGUAGAAUUCUCAAAAGUUAUUGUCAGUAAAAUCAAGCAAUAUAGAUUAAAACGAGAUGACUUUGAGACACUUAAAAUCAUUGGCCGUGGUGCUUUUGGUGAGGUGUGUAUUGAAUUGUUUUUAUUUAUAUUUUUUCAUGAAUAA
Messenger RNA from Lottia gigantea (owl limpet), 312 nucleotides. RefSeq lists its product as hypothetical. Gene Ontology annotation, molecular function: protein serine/threonine kinase activity. Gene Ontology annotation, biological process: peptidyl-threonine phosphorylation; actomyosin structure organization. The transcript is spliced from 2 exons. Bases 1 to 312 code for a protein of 103 amino acids. The record is from RefSeq and is a predicted model, not a curated record. Lineage: Eukaryota; Metazoa; Mollusca; Gastropoda; Lottiidae. Gene Ontology annotation, cellular component: cytoplasm; cytoskeleton.